This is a messenger RNA of Coregonus sp. 'balchen', 326 nucleotides long. The record is from the annotation of a GenBank genome assembly. NCBI's taxonomy places the organism in Eukaryota, Metazoa, Chordata, Actinopteri, Salmoniformes, Salmonidae.
AUGUACAUGGAAGGAGGCUUCUUUGUGGUGGGCAUGAAGCUGGAGGCCAUUAACCCUCUAAACCUGGGCAACAUCUGUGUGGCCACUAUACACAAGGUAACAGGAGUUCGCUAUAAUGGCUACUUCUAGCUAGCAGACUAGUGAUUCAACCUGAUGAAACAGGUCUCUUUCUCUCUCAGGUGCUGUUGGAUGGCUACCUCAUGGUGGGCAUUGAUGGCACAGAUGUGUCAGGUGAUGGGUCUGACUGGUUCUGCUACCACGCUUCCUCCCAUGCCAUUCUACCCAAGGGAUACUGCCAAAAUCACAACAUACAGCUCACCACUCCC